Messenger RNA from Rhizoctonia solani, 792 nucleotides. RefSeq names its product BAR adaptor protein. Gene Ontology annotation, biological process: actin cortical patch localization; endocytosis; actin filament organization. NCBI's taxonomy places the organism in Eukaryota, Fungi, Basidiomycota, Agaricomycetes, Cantharellales, Ceratobasidiaceae. Gene Ontology annotation, molecular function: lipid binding; protein binding. Bases 1 to 792 code for a protein of 263 amino acids. The transcript is spliced from 10 exons. The record is from RefSeq and is a predicted model, not a curated record. Gene Ontology annotation, cellular component: mating projection tip; actin cortical patch; Rvs161p-Rvs167p complex.
AUGAGUUGGUCCGGAUUCAAGAAGAACCUUAAUCGUGCGGGGACGACGUUGAUGCAAAAGACUGGGCAAAUCGAGCGAACAGUCGAUCGAGAAUUCGCAGACGAAGAGGCCAAGUACAAAGCAUUUGAGAAAGAGACGAAUGCGUUGCAAAAAGAGAGUAAGGCCUAUUUGGAUGCUAUGCGUGCGAUGACGGCCGCACAGACCCGGCUUGCGGAAACGAUCGAUACGUUUUAUGCUGCUGCGGACAAGGCUUCGGAAGGCGCCAUGGCUGGACAUGCGUACAAGCGCUCGGUGGAUGAGUUAGAUGCUGGUGUCACACGGGAACUCGACGCGCCGUACCGAACAACGGUCUUCGAACCAGUUGGGAAGAUGUGUUCGUAUUUCCCGAUCAUAAAUGAUGGAAUCGCCAAACGGAAUAAGAAGAUGCUCGAUUAUGAUGCUUCGCGAAGCAAAGUCCGAAAGUUGGUUGAUAAACCUAGUGAGGAUGCUACCAAGUUGCCUCGUGCCCAAGCAGAAUUAGACGAGGCCAAGGAAAUUUUUGACAUGCUCAACGAGCAAUUGAUUGCUGAGCUUCCCCAGCUGCUUGAUCUUCGUGUCCCGUACUUCGACCCCAGCUUUGAAGCGAUGAUUAGGAUGCAGUGCAAGUUUGCCGAGGAAGGGUACGAGAAGUUGGGUGGUGUGCAGAGGUACUUUGCUGAGAAUGUAAGGGAUGACUAUGCUGCAGGACAACUAGAUGCACAGGUCGAAGGAGUGCUGGCGGAGAUGAAAGACCUUUCUAUUUGUGCAAUCUGA